Messenger RNA from Trichoderma virens Gv29-8, 2010 nucleotides. RefSeq lists its product as uncharacterized. Gene Ontology annotation, biological process: spindle pole body localization; nuclear pore organization. The transcript is spliced from 3 exons. Gene Ontology annotation, cellular component: nuclear pore transmembrane ring; spindle pole body. Gene Ontology annotation, molecular function: spindle pole body-nuclear membrane anchor activity. The record is from RefSeq and is a predicted model, not a curated record. NCBI's taxonomy places the organism in Eukaryota, Fungi, Ascomycota, Sordariomycetes, Hypocreales, Hypocreaceae. The coding region runs from base 1 to 2010 and encodes 669 amino acids.
AUGGCGGGCACACAGACGCGGCGAGCCCCCUAUAAGGACACUCUGCAGCCUGCUUUGCAUCGACGCUUCUCUUCAACAGCCAGCCUGUUGUUGGCCGUGUCGUACCUCGAAUCGGUUCUGCUAAGCAGCUGGGACUCCUAUUUCUGGUCCUGGUUUCCUCUAGGCCCCGCGGGCUUUCGAACGCUGCUGCUGUUCAUAUGCGGCCUCACCAUUCUCAUUCUUCGAAUUGCAAGUUACCACGUGGGCAUCAAGACGACAGGUUCGGGUCUGCACACCUUUGCAUCUUCACUUCUCAGCCCACGAACGUACGAGACAGCCUUCUGGUACGGUGCUUCGAGUUUCCUCUACUGCGCCAUCUAUCUAGGAACGGCGGAUGAGGAAACGAAUCUUCAAUGGAUCACAUACUUUAGCGGCGAUCGCGCCAGGCUAAACGAGCGACCCGUGUUUUUGGCCUGCUACAUGUUCACGUUCGCCCUCAUUCAAACCGUUGAGCAUUACAGACAUGAUAUCGACCGUCUGGAUCUCGGCGCGCUGGAAAGGAAGCCCGUGGUGGAGCAAAAGAACGCUGGUGUCAUAUCGGGAUCCCUUCAAACUAUUAUGGAGGAACUGCCUAUGGCCCUAGCUGAAUGCUUCAAGCUGGCUCUCGCAGCUAUACCCGCGACUCUUAUUCUGUACUUUUUCUUCCUGAGAUCGUUUGCCUGGUCGUGGACUUUGACGUUCCUGCGCCCGUUCUACAACCUGCCUAGGACCAACAUGCUUCCGUCGUCCUGGCCUUCGGAUAUCUACCUCUUGGCCCGUUGCAUUUUAGCAGGAGUUGGUGUUGGAUUUUUGUGGACAGCGGGUAACAGGGCCUUCUCAAUUUUCAUGGUUAAGAAGCCUUUGAAAAACGGCAAUCCCUUGACGUCCGAAUCCAAAGACCCCAACGGCAGCCUCCUGAAUGGCCUGAAGAGCAAGAAACUCUCCAUCAAGUCCUUUGCCAUGUGGGAAUUGGCCCUCACUGCUCAGAACCACCAGUCCCGAAGACAAAGUAUUUUCAACGACAUUGACCGCCAAGGCGGCCCCAUGUGGUCUCAGAUAUACGCAAUCUGCAUGGAGACCCUCAAAAGCAUUGAGACGCACGUUGAUGCCUAUGGACAGCCGGCCGCACACAUAACUCCUGGAGCCAUCCAAAUUGAAGAAAAGCAUCGCUCAUCGGCCCCGUUGAGAGAGGAUCCCAUUUUCACAAGCCAGUCCAGACAGGCAACCCUUCGGACUGGUGUUGAAAAGGCGCUGGAUAAACUGGCACGGAAUCCCGGCUCAACGCCCGCUUCAGAGCUUAGCCCCAUCGCUCGCAAAACCUGGCAGAAUGCUAAAGACCGAGUACUGAGCAAAGAGCAGCAAGAGGCAGUCUCUCCCGACCAUUUGAUGGACCAAGCCAGACAAGUUGUCACUGGCCUAAUAUCAAUUGGAUGGAUUGGCGAUCUAAUCCGACAAAACUUCCGGACGCAAUUCGCCGCCGCAGUCCUAGGCGGUCCGUAUGCCGAACCAACUUUGCCCGCAAACGCGGCCACUGCACUCUGCCAAUUGGCAGUGCACAGCUUGGCAGAGGACUCCUAUGGCAAUGUUCACAGAGAUGUCCCCAGCAUAAUUCGAACCCUGGCAUCAAUCAUCAAGAAAGUGGAGGCGUUGAAGGCACAAUUCCCUUUGCAUUGGACCGACGUAAAGGGAUUAAAGGAGUGUCCCGAGGUGGACGAGCUGUUGGAGGCAUUGAAGACAGGCUUAGAGCAGGUCAUCUCCAAGUUUGAGCCUUACACUAGUGAUCUGAGGCUUACACCUACGGACUUGCGGAUUGCAAAGGAGGCCAUUGGCAAACCCGGAGUGCAGACGACCAAGGUGAAGGAGGUGGCACCCAAAGCCAAAGACGCCUCCAUCGGGACAAGAAGAAAUGAAGACUGGGCACAGAAGAGACCGGCGCGGGUAGAGUUCAAACGGGUAGAAUUCAAGCAGCCGGAGAUGGAGCAAAUUCGAUAG